Thamnophis sirtalis is the source of this 2545-nucleotide messenger RNA. Lineage: Eukaryota; Metazoa; Chordata; Lepidosauria; Squamata; Natricidae. The record is from RefSeq and is a predicted model, not a curated record.
GAAGGAUUUUUAUUAGGAGAGGUAAGACAGGAAGAGACAUUCAGUAUUAGUGACUCUCAGAUUAGCAACACAGAAUUUCUCCAAGUGAUUGAAAUCCAUAAUCAUGAGCCUUGUUCCAAACUCUUUAGUUUUUAUGAUUAUUCAGGCAAAGUCAAUGAAGAGAAUUUGGACAGAAUUCUUAAAAAUCGGAGAAAAAAUGUUAUUGGAUGGUAUAGAUUUAGAAGGAAUACUCAGCAACAAAUGUCAUAUAGAGAACACAUCAUCCAUAAACAGCUGACACAGAUACUUGGAGUACCUGACCUUGUCUUCCUUCUCUUCAGUUUCAUCUCCACUGCAAAUAAUUCUACACAUGCUUUAGAAUAUGUCCUUUUUAGACCAAAUCGAAGGUAUAAUCAAAGAGUGUCACUUACUAUCCCUAACUUGGGCAACACAAGCCAGCAAGAAUAUAAAGUCUCUUCAGUGCCAAAUACUUCUCAAAACUAUACCAAAGUUAUUAAAGAACAUGGGAUUGCAACAGACUCUCUUAAACAGGCAAAUGUCAAAUGACACCUUGGAGCCUAUAUUUAUCCCACAAAUAGCGCAUCCCGGAUUUGUUGUGGAAAGUAGUCUUGAAGAAUCGGAUGCUUCUGAUCCUCCCCCUCCUUACGCUGACUUCAGUGUGACCAAUCACGACAGCGCUGUUCGUCCUGGGGUUCUAGAAAGCAGCGUUUUUAUGCCACGGCCUCAAGCAGUGGGCUCUUCCAGUUAUGCUUCCACAAACACGGGAUUGAAGUAUUCAGGCGGUGGGACGUCCAUGCAGCCUUGUCCCCACACCACCACCACCACCACCACCGAUGAGAAUGUUAAUGAAUCAGAAGACAGUGACUAUGAGAAUUCGCUUGACCCUACAGAAUCUUCUGACAGUGAAUACGCACAAAGAGAUUCUCGAUCCUUAGCACAUGUGGAUGGAGAUUCCAGGAACACUCAGAUCUCGCAGAUUUAAUAUAGAGCUUAAAGAUAGGACUAUCUUUCCUAAUUGUUACAGAAAUAUUUUGGAAUUUAACUUUGAGGAAAAGAGCUACAAGAGGAUUAUUGUGCACAACAGAUAUAAAAAAAAGACUUUGAACUUAUAGAUGGCUUACUCACUUUGAUACAGUUUUACAAGUUUUUGUAAUGGAACCAUGAAGAUAAUCAACCUGUACUGAUUGACGAGAUUCAGGAUGUACUGGUAAAUAGCAAAGUGAAAUUUGAAACAGUUUGUCGCCAUGCCUUCCAAAAGAAAAAGAAAAAGGGAUUUCACAACUAAGCAUGGUCUCUAAUGAUCUUAAAUCAAACCUUACCUCGUGUACUAUCAUGCCUUGAAUUUUAGAGAGGUUGUUUCUAAAGGACUUAAAUCAGCAGGCUUUUUAAUGAUGAAGCCAAAUAAAUCAUUGCCAGGAAAACAAACAAACAAACAAACCUUUAUUUCCAAGAAGCCGGAUUGGAACAAAUGUGAAUUAUCCUCUCUGCAUGUUCUUUCAAUAGAGAUGGGGUUUGUUUCAAAUCUUUUUUUCUACAGGCCUAAUGUAAAUCACUUGACAUUAUGGUUGCCUUUUUAUGUAGGAAAACGAUUACCAGUAAAUCAUCUGUGAAUGUCCUAAGCAUACUACUUUGACGUUGGUGGAUUUAAUGUGACUUCGCCACACUAUCCUUAUUGUCUCGGUUUGGUUCAUAACACAUGAAAGCACAUAGUGGAAGUGGUCAGUUUUAUGUCAGAGUUUUGUAUUAGAAAACUAUAAACGCUGAACAUUUAAUGAAGGUGAUAAGCUCUUGCAACUUAACUUGCAAAAAUGCCCACACUUGCGCUUAACUUGAAAAUGUCCUUUUAAAUUUAAAUUGUGUUUCUUAUUGGGAAAGAAGAGGCUCUACUUUUGGAAGCACGAAGCAGAUUCUGCUCAAAAUAUUGGAUGCACUUAUUUCUUUACUAUAUGUUUGCAGGAUUGGUGGAGGUUUGUGGGUAUUUUUUUAACCCCCAUGAUUUUAAAAAAAAGCAGUGCAAUUUAAGCAUCCGAUUUGGCUUUUAUUCCAAUUACCAAAUAGUAAACUGUUCAGUCUAUGACAAUGUGUUUUGAUCAUGAAUAAUUCCUCUCAUUAAUAUCCAACCUCCCCCCCCUCCUUUUUUAAAAAAGAUGUCAGACUUCCUCAGGCUAAAAUCUCAAUAGCUAAACAGUCUGAGAUCUAUUUAUUAUUAGUCUUCUAUGUCUCUAAUUAAUAAAAAAAAUAGCAUUUAAAUGAUUUAUCUCCUUGGAUAUUUGGGACUGUAAAACAUUUCUAUUCCACUACUUAAUAUAUUCUUUGGCCUUAACACGAUGCAUUUUUUUUCAUUGCUGUAGCCUGUUCUAAUUAACAAAAAAAUAUUUGGAUUUUAUUAACUUUGGGUAUACGAGCUCCUAUUAGUGCAGUUUGUUCAAUAAGUGCUGUUGCCAUCUCAUCAGUUCAUUUGAUAAAUUUUUAAUCUUGCUCAGAAACUUUUAAAUGUACAACUUUGACAAAGGUAAAUGUGACAAUAAAAUCUUAUUUAAUCCUU